UGAUUGGAUUCAGUGAUUCAUUGAUUCAUUCAUUCAUAUGAAUAGAUUGUAUGACUAAUUGUGAUCGCAAUUAACUCUCGCGUCAAGUAAUCGUUGGAAUCAAUGCUCGACUCUUCCCGACAGAGAAUGGCAGGAGGACAGGACCAGAAGUGGCAGAAGGACGCGGCCGACCAGAACUUUGACUAUAUGUUCAAAAUACUGAUCAUAGGAAACAGUUCUGUCGGAAAGACUUCAUUCCUCUUCCGUUAUGCGGACGACUCGUUCACCUCUGCGUUCGUCAGUACUGUUGGCAUCGAUUUCAAAGUGAAGACAGUCUUCAGACAAGACAAGAGAGUGAAACUCCAAAUAUGGGACACGGCUGGACAGGAGAGAUACCGAACGAUAACCACUGCCUAUUAUAGGGGUGCCAUGGGAUUCAUUCUCAUGUAUGACGUGACCAAUGAAGAGUCCUUCAAUAGUGUUCAGGACUGGGUGACUCAGAUCAAGACGUAUUCGUGGGACAACGCGCAGGUGAUUCUUGUGGGCAAUAAGUGCGAUAUGGAGGACGAGAGAGUGGUGUCGUUUGAAAGGGGCAAACAAUUGGCCGAUCAGUUAGGACUGGAGUUCUUCGAGACGUCUGCCAAAGAGAACAUAAACGUGAAGUCAGUAUUUGAGCGUUUAGUGGAUAUAAUAUGCGAUAAGAUGUCUGAGAGUCUCGACUCGGACCCAACUUUGGUGAACGCGCCUAAAGGGACGCGUUUGACCGACAAUCCGAUGCCAACAAACAGCGGCUGUCAGUGUUAAGGAUUACCUCAUGCUUUAUGUGAGACCUGUAAUUACCACUAAAUUUAGUAAUGAAUAUGGAAUUUAAUUAUCAAUUUAUUGGAACUUUUGGUCCAUUAUUUAGUAAUCCUUUGAAUUUUGUUAAGACAUAAGCAAUCUUUUA
This is a messenger RNA of Medioppia subpectinata, 925 nucleotides long. The record is from the annotation of a GenBank genome assembly. NCBI's taxonomy places the organism in Eukaryota, Metazoa, Arthropoda, Arachnida, Sarcoptiformes, Oppiidae.